AUCGCGCACUAACUUGAUCUGUUGAAUAACCAAUGUACGCUUCAACCCCCAAUUCAUUCCCUUCUGCAAAGGUAUGCAAGUGACUAUACUGAUCAGGCCAGCCCCAUUAUCUCUCCUCAAAGGUUUGCAAGAAAGAGCGUACGUUAGUCUUCAGGACCCUCAAUCACAACUUGAUCUAGCUUCAAAUCACCCUCUGUGAACCCUCCAAUGGCGCCUUCUACUACCGUCACAAAGCCCACCUUCGUGGACAACCUGCUGGGGCUUGUAAGCCGUCCAGCUCUGACGCCACAUCAAAUUGGCGCUGUCCCCACGACCGCGCACCCGCUCGAUCCCCUGACCGCUGCCGAGGUUUCAGCCGCUGGAAAGGCCUGUCGACUGCAUGCGGACUCCCUGGGGCUGACCCAACUCCGCUUCAAUGCCAUCACCCUCGAGGAGCCACCAAAGGCAGCAUUGCUAGAGUACGAGGCAAGCGGCCGGCGAUUGGCCAAGCCUCCUCGCCGUGCGCACUGCAUUGUGCAGCUUCCCUCUGAACCCAACUCGUCUGUGGCCGAAGUGCUUGUGGAUCUCUCCUCCCCUGUUCCGGCCGUCCUCAACUGGGUCAAGGUGGAAGGUGUGCAGCCCAUGGUCACAAUCGAGGAUUGCGUGGAAGCAGAGGAGAUUGUGAAAGCCGACCCAGGCAUAAGGGGUCUUCUGAAGGACCGCUAUGGGAUCACCGAUAUGGACAUGGUGGCUGCUGAUCCCUGGUACUACGGAGACCGCUUUGCUGAAGAAAGCAAGUACAGCGAUGGGCGCAUCAUACAGUGCUUCAUGUACGUGCGCUCCGGCUCGGUGCACGACAACCACUACGCGCACCCCCUGGACCUGGUGGUGUUCCUGGACAUGAACACCGGCCGUGUGCUGGACACCCUCAUGCAGGCCACCUCGCCCGUCAUCCCCCAGCUCAGCACCAACUACCUCGCACCCCUUGUGCAGAAGGAGCGUGGCUUCCGCUCAGGCCUCAAGCCGCUAAACAUCGUGCAGCCGGAGGGCCCCAGCUUCCAGGUGCACGGCAACGAAGUCAGCUGGCAGAAAUGGAACAUGCGCGUCUCCUUCAACUACCGCGAGGGCCUGGUGCUCCACAAUGUCGGGUAUGAGGAUGGGGGCCGCGUUAGGCCCGUCCUCCAUCGCGCCAGCACAGUGGAGAUCAUUGUGCCCUAUGGCGACCCACGCUCGCCCUUCCACAAGAAGUGUGCUUUUGAUGUUGUCGAUUAUGGACUUGGUUUUUCCUGCUCCUCGCUGGAGCUCGGCUGCGACUGCCUCGGCCAUAUCCACUACUUUGAUGCCAUGCUCAACACGAAUAAGGGAGAGCCGAUGCUGAUCAAGAAGGCAGUUUGCAUGCACGAGGAGGAUCAUGGCCUCCUGUGGAAGCAUGUGGAGUACAGGACUGGCCACAGCGAAGUGCGCCGCAGCCGCCGUCUCGUCCUGUCCUUUGUUGCCACGAUUGCAAAUUAUGAGUACGGCUUCUUCUGGUACUUCUACCAGGAUGGCACCAUCGAGCAUGAGGUCAAGCUGACCGGCUGCUUAUCGACCAACAUGUUGUCUGAGGGAGAGGGGCCCUUGCCCACCCAUGGGACCCUGCUUGCCCCAGGCCUCAAUGCUCAGAUCCACCAGCACUUCUUCUGUGUGCGCUUGGACAUGGCCGUGGAUGACCCCCAUGGUGGUCGCAACCUGACGGUGAACUGCGACUCCAUGCCCCUGGGGCCUGACAACCCGAAUGGCGUGGGCUUCACUGCCACAGAGACUCCCUUCGAGACAGAGUUGCAGGCCGUCCGUGAGGUGGACCCCCGUCGCUCGCGCGUGUGGAAGAUCAAGAAUAUGCACUCCCGCAACUCCAUCACAGGUGUGCCUGUGGCAUGGAAGCUGAUGCCUUUUGCGUCGCCGCCUGUGUACGCACAUCCGAGCAACGAGCACAGCCGCCGCGGGGCAUUUGCCACCAAACAGCUGUGGGUGACGCCCUACUCGGAUGACGAGAAGUUCCCAGCUGGAGACUACCCGCUGCUUGCUGGUGACACCAACAGCAUCGCCAACUGGACCAGUCUGGACCGCAAAAUCAAGGAGAGCGACUGCGUCGUAUGGCAUUCCUUUGGAGUCACUCAUGUGCCGCGCCUGGAGGACUGGCCUGUCAUGCCAGUGGAAAGGGUGGGAUUUCAUCUGAAGCCCGUCAACUUCUUCGACGCCAAUCCUGGGAUGGACAUUGCGCCCCUUCCCAACAAGGCAUCCCGCGAGCACCAGGGGAGCAGUGCUGCCUGCGAAUCUUGUGGUCCCCAGAGCAAACUUUGA
Molecule: messenger RNA, 2319 nt
Organism: Coccomyxa subellipsoidea C-169
Lineage: Eukaryota; Viridiplantae; Chlorophyta; Trebouxiophyceae; Coccomyxaceae
Exons: 13
Coding region: 208-2319 (703 amino acids)
Biological process (GO): amine metabolic process
Molecular function (GO): copper ion binding; primary methylamine oxidase activity; quinone binding
Source: RefSeq, a predicted model, not a curated record